GUGUAGUUGCGAUUGCGUUUAGUUGCUCGGAACGGAGUGCAAACUCGACAUACAAAAGGCGAGCGCAGACGGCGGCUGUGACGUUUGCCUUUUGGACGUUUACGAAGAUAAGUGGCGCGACCGGCGUUCAUCGGCAACCCACCGCUCCACGCUGUCCCUAGUCGCUCACUUCGCUCAGUCGCAGCCGCUCAUCACUACAUACGGGACAUUAAUUAUCUUGAAAGAUGGUUCUGGAAAUCAAAUCUGUGCUGGUAGUCGACGGUGUCGGUGCAAACUGCACUGAGAUUCUCAAUUCACAUGGAAUCAACGUCGUCAACAAAGCGAAGAUCACAAAAGAUGAACUCCUCCAAGAAAUCCCGAAAUACGAUGCCUUGGUAGUCAGAUCUGCAUCUCAAGUCACCAAGGAGGUUCUAGAAGCAGGCAAAAAUCUGAAGGUAGUUGGUCGUGCUGGUGCAGGAGUAGACAAUAUCGACGUCACCACCGCUGGACAACGAGGUGUCGGUGUUAUCAACGCUCCAGGAGCUAACGCCCUAAGUGCCUGCGAGCUCACUUGCAGUCUGAUCUUAAACUUGUCAAGGCAUGUAGUGCCGGCUGCCGCCGCCCUGCGCGCUGGUCGCUGGGACCGCGCCCUCUACACCGGCACUGAGCUCAACGGCAAGACACUUGCCAUACUCGGCCUCGGCAGAGUAGGCAGGGAAGUCGCCAUCCGCAUGCACUCCUUCGGCAUGAAGAUUAUAGGUUACGACCCGUUUGUGACGGCAGAACAGUGUGCGUCUUUCCACGCUACAAAGAUGGAGUUGGACCAGAUCUGGCCGCUCGCUGAUUACAUCACCCUGCACACGCCUCUCAUUGAAUCGACAAGAAAUUUCAUCAAUGCCAAUGUGCUUAGUCAAUGCAAGAAAGGCAUCAAGAUCGUGAAUGUUGGACGCGGUGGGCUUAUCCAAGAGCGUGAUCUUCUUGAUGGGCUCAACUCCGGCCAUGUUGGAGGUGCAGCUCUUGACGUGUUUGAGCAGGAGCCUCCUACUGACCCCCUGACCUUGGAAAUUAUUCAGCACAAAGCCGUCAUUGCUACUCCUCACUUAGGAGCAUCGACGAAAGAGGCUCAAGUACGUGUGGGACAGGAGAUCGCUGAGCAGCUGGUGAACUUGGUUAAACCUGGCACCUACAACACGCCCCUUGCCGAAGUCACUCGUGUCUUAAACAAGUAGAUAGAUACUAACUACUACACAUGAUA
Molecule: messenger RNA, 1234 nt
Organism: Spodoptera exigua (beet armyworm)
Lineage: Eukaryota; Metazoa; Arthropoda; Insecta; Lepidoptera; Noctuidae
Source: the annotation of a GenBank genome assembly